AUGCAGUUUCUGAAGCGGAAACGGACUCGAAGGGCCUGUAGCCCCUGCAGGGAGCGAAAAAGAAAGUGUGAUGGGCUCGAACCUUGCUCCACUUGUUCUGAAUGGGGCUAUGUGUGCCACUAUGAAAUCCUACAACGAAAGCCUCACUCUACUAAGUCCCCAACGCCUAAUUCUCUCCGUGAACUUCAGUCCUCUCCACAGACUACUGCAGGGUCAAGGACUGUUGACAUAAAUCAAUCGGGGCUGGUCCGUCGCUUGGAGGCCAACUCCGGGGCCGCUUUCAUGAGAAAGCUUGGGUUGAAGAUCGAUCCAGCAAAAGCGCCAAAGCUUAACCUUUUUGGUUGGAAUGUUGGCUCCCGGAAAUUGUCUUCUACAGCUCUCCCGAAUUUGCUGAACCAGGCUCUAUCGGUCGUUGAUAUUACCUCGCUUGAGCACACAAAAGCUUUGGCACAGGUCUAUUUUGAUAAAGUGGAUCCGUGCUAUGGGUUCAUUGACCGUCACGAGUUCUUUAGAAGACUAGAAGCACGUUGGAUAUCACCACUGGGACCCGAUGUCUACGAUAGCGUUCUCUCUGGAGUUGCUGCAAUUGGUUGCCUCUUCUCGCAAAAAAAUGCAACAGUCUCAGAAUUGCACUUUGUUCGAACGGCUAAUAGCUGUCUGGAUACGCAUCACCUGAGUGGUCCUCCAUCUGUCGAUCUCAUAACUGGAUGGGUACUGAAGUCCAUUUAUCUUCGCUUAACAGACUCACCAUACUCGACUUGGAUAGCCAGCUCAACUCUUAUGCACCUACUCGAGGCUGCAGGACUUCAUCCCGAAACAACUGAAAGCUCAGUUCUUCCACCGAGUGCUCAAUGUGAUCCCGACCUUCAAAGACGACUGGUGGGCGUUGCACACCACUUGAAUGUCUGGACUUCAUUUGACCUCGGUAUGUCGCGAGUAUCGUUCCAAAAGAACGACCUACCGUCCCCCCCAUCAUCUAAGCCCGGCGACUACACCGACGAAGUUCUAGGCCUUUUGCCAAUUUCCCUUAGUUUAGAUCCAGGGAAGCCAACAGACGAAACCGAUCUCAAUUCAACUCUGGCUAAGCUUCUGGACGGGAAGCACACACAACCUCCCUCCAUUCUCGCGCAAUGCAACCUCGCCCUUUGUAUUCUUCGACGUAUCCAUACCCAGAACAUGGAUAUCACCGCAAGUCUUGCAGACCGAGUAUUGAUCCUCUUGAAGAAGGGACUUGGUUGCGCUAGUAGUAUGGUAUUAGAUUGUUCUCCCUGGCAUCAAGUAGCGAAUGUCCCCUUUCAAAUCAUCUGUGUUCUCCUCACAAUGGAUACCCGAUCAUCGCUGGCCAUGCUUCCCGAGGCAAUGCGGACUCUGAGUUCGGUGGCCUCUGCCUACGACACGGCAGUUUUGGCAGAAGCUUACAGCACAGCAUGUUUACUGGUUCUAUUGCAUCAAAAACGCAGGAAAGACGAUAUCGCGACGUUAGGAGAAGCGCUCAAUGUUCAUCAACAGGGGAGACCGGAGUCUCCACUGCAGUUCAGCCCCAAUUCUGAGGAGUUUUCAUGGCUAGGGGCGCUUGUCGCUGAUCUGCCUGGAUUGCAACGCGGUGACCUUGAUCAAUUUUUGAAUUCAGAUAUGAUGGAUCCGUCGUCAAUUUUGGGCGAUUCCAUCUAG
This is a messenger RNA of Penicillium odoratum, 1671 nucleotides long. RefSeq lists its product as uncharacterized. NCBI's taxonomy places the organism in Eukaryota, Fungi, Ascomycota, Eurotiomycetes, Eurotiales, Aspergillaceae. The record is from RefSeq and is a predicted model, not a curated record. The coding region runs from base 1 to 1671 and encodes 556 amino acids. Gene Ontology annotation, molecular function: zinc ion binding; DNA binding; DNA-binding transcription factor activity, RNA polymerase II-specific. Gene Ontology annotation, biological process: response to xenobiotic stimulus; regulation of DNA-templated transcription; DNA-templated transcription. The transcript is spliced from 2 exons.